This is a messenger RNA of Folsomia candida, 719 nucleotides long. RefSeq lists its product as uncharacterized. NCBI's taxonomy places the organism in Eukaryota, Metazoa, Arthropoda, Collembola, Entomobryomorpha, Isotomidae. The coding region runs from base 71 to 538 and encodes 155 amino acids. Gene Ontology annotation, molecular function: odorant binding. The record is from RefSeq and is a predicted model, not a curated record. The transcript is spliced from 6 exons.
GAUAAAAGUUACAACAGUCCGAAAAAUAAUUCUGCUGCAUUUCAUUUCAAUUUAUUCCGUUGGCAAAAAAAUGUGCAAAAUUUUCGCCCUCGCGUCAGCCCUCGUCGUCGUGGUGGGGGCGACCGCCUUAAAUCCGGCAGGGCGUGCAGAAGAUGUAGCUGCCAUAGACACCAGCAAAUUCCAACCUUUGACUUGUCGCAAUGGAACGUAUGGCCCGUCAGAUGUACAAGCUGGCAGAAUGGCGACGGAAUGCACAAACUAUGGUGUGGAAGCUGGACAGCAAAAUCCAAAUUGCGUAUACUUCUGCCAGUCAGAAAUUUUAGGAUUGCUGAACACGGACGGAUUACCCUCUCGGAUCGGAUACGACACCUUCGCCGAGCACACGAUUGUCCCAGAAUAUAGAACAAUGGCGAUUGACUGGUUUAGGGAAUGUUUCGACAAAUAUGGUGACCAAAUCGAUAAGACUGACACCGAAUGUAAAGCUGCCGGACAGCUGAACACAUGCACGUGGUCGAUCCAACCAAAACUGAUUUGCUAGAAGUUUGAUUGUCAAGAAAACCAUUAGUUCUCCACCUUUUUUAUACAUUUACAUAAUCCGCAUUUCAAUUUAUUUUAUAUCUCGUAACGAAUAAUGAUUAAUUAAUUGAUGAAAGGUCGAAUAGCAAUUAAACGUACGUAAUAAAUAAUAAAUUAUUUAUGUCAAAUCGUACGCACAAAAA